UAGAACACUGGGGCAUAGGUCUCUAACAAGCAUACAUAAUGACUAAAAGCUAUCAAAUUGAGCAAAUAUCUGACUCUUCAACGACUACAGAUAUGUACCAGAAUUCUCCCAUUCAGAACGACAAUGAGAAACCCGUAGAUACAUUGGAGAAAAAGGAUGAGAAAGAGGAGAAAAAGAAAGAAAAAGCCGUCUCCAUCACUGAAUUGUACCGUUACGCGACUACAAACGAUAAAUUAAUACUCUUUUUAGGAGUAUUUUGUGGUCUUGGUUCAGGUGCCUUGCAACCUGUUAUGUUUCUUUUCUUUGGAGAAAUGACCAAUUCGUUUAUGAAUGUUGAACCCGUGAACGGUACAAUAAGUGACGAGAUGAGGGAACAACUAAUGGAGAAAUUAAUGAAGGAUAUGAAAAAAUUUUCUAUUUAUUACGUUGGUUUUGGAGCGGCUAGUUUUAUAUUGAGCUAUGCACAAUUUGCUUGUUUCCUGAGCGUUUCCUAUAGAAUUGCUUAUAAAAUUCGAGUUGCACUAUUUGGUAACAUAAUUCAUCAAGAAAUUUCAUGGUACGAUACAAACGAUACUGGAGAAUUGAACACAAGAUUAACAGACGAUGUUAAUAAAAUACAAGAAGGAAUUGGCGAUAAAGUUGGAAUGAUAUUUCAAAGUCUUGCAAUGUUUAUUGGAGGUUUCUCCAUCGGAUUUGCAAAAGGAUGGAAAUUAACGCUAGUUAUUUUAGCUAUAAGUCCAGUUUUAGCUAUAAUGGGUGGUAUUACCGCAAAGAUUAUGGGUCUUUUAACGAAAAAAGAGUUAGGGGCCUAUGCAAAAGCGGGCUCAGUUGCUGAGGAGGUUAUAAGUUCAAUAAGAACCGUAAUGGCUUUUAGCGGUCAAAAGAAGGAAAUAACAAGAUAUGAGAAAAACUUGGUGCAAGCUAAAGAUUUCGGUAUUCGAAAAGGGAUUAUUACUGGCAGUCUUAUGGGAUCAUUUAAUGUAAUCAUUUUUGGUAUGAUGGCUUUAGCUUUUUGGUUUGGAGGUAAAUUAGUUAGAGACGAUAAUUUCGAACCUGGAAACAUCCUUACCGUUUUCUUUGCGGUUGUCAUAGCAGCUUUUUCACUUGGAAUGCUGGGGCCCAAUAUUGAAGCUUUAACGACAGCGAGAGGAGCGGCUUAUGUUGUCUUUGAUCUAAUUGAUAGACAGUCAAAAAUUAAUAGUGAUUCUACUGUUGGGUCAAAGCCAAAAAUUUAUGGCAAUAUUGAAUUUCGAGAUGUAAAAUUUAAAUAUCCAUCGCGUCCUGAUGUUCAAGUCCUAAAUGGAAUUAAUAUUAAGGUUGAACCUGGUAAAACGUUAGCUUUUGUUGGUAGUAGUGGCUGUGGUAAAUCGACGACUGUGCAAUUAAUUCAACGUUUCUACGAUUGUGAAGAGGGGCAAAUUUUAAUUGAUGGCACAGAUAUAAAAGAAAUAAACGUUGAAUGGCUGAGAAAAAAUAUAGGUGUCGUUUCUCAAGAACCAAUUUUAUUUGAUUGCUCUAUUGAAGAAAAUAUACGAUUGGGAAGAGAUGACGUCACUGAAGAAGAAAUUAGAAAAGCUGCUAAAGAUGCAAAUGCCUAUGAUUUCAUUAAAAAACUUCCAAAGCAAUUUAAUACUUUAGUAGGAGAAAGAGGCGCUCAGUUAUCUGGCGGUCAGAAGCAGAGAAUAGCUAUAGCUAGAGCACUUGUUCGUCAACCAGUUAUUCUACUGUUAGAUGAAGCCACAUCGGCGUUAGAUAUGGAGAGUGAAGCUGUUGUGCAAGAUGCCUUAAAUAAAGCUUCUGCCGGUAGAACGACUAUUGUCAUUGCUCAUAGAUUAUCAACGAUUAAGACAGCUAACAGGAUAUGUGCUUUUGAAGGUGGUAGAAUUGUUGAAGAAGGAACUCAUUCAGAAUUGAUGGAAAUGGAGGAUGGAAUAUAUCACAAAUUAGUAUCAACUCAGCAAAACAAAACAGAUGAACAAGAAGAAGAAACAGUUUCUCUCGAUAGUUACUCUCACGAAAAACGUAGACGAUUUAGCAGCAUAAGUACUAUUAGUGGAGGCAGUACGAGAAUGAAACAUCCAACGUCCCUUCUCUCCUAUGGUAGUGUAACACCAAGCAUGCACGAUGCUCAAAAGUUGGAAACAACGGAUGAAGAGGAGUUAGGAUCACCUUCUCUAGGUAGGAUUUUCAGACUGAAUUCUCCUGAAAUUAAUUGGAUUAUUUUGGGUUGUGUUGGAGCUCUUGGUGUUGGUUCUGUUCAACCUGCGUUCGCUGUGAUAUUCGGAGAUAUUCUUAAAGUACUUACAAAGCCUAAGGAUCAACAAGCUAAAGACAUUGCUUUCUAUUGUGGAAUGUUUGUUGUCAUGGGAGUUGGAUCGGGUAUUAUGAAAUUUUUGCAAGACUCUGCCCUAGGGGUCUCCGGUGGACGCUUAACAAUGAGACUGAGAAAAUUAACUUUCACCGCCUUUAUGAAACAGGAUAUACCCUAUUACGAUAAACCUCAAAAUUCGACUGGAGCAUUGACCACAAGACUUGCAACCGAUGCCUCAGCAGUACAGGGAGCAACUGGAUCUCGUUUAGGUAUAAUAAUUCAAAGUUUUGGCACAUUAGGAAUUGGUAUUAUUCUCGGUUUCGUGUAUAAUUGGAAAUUAACUUUAGUCCUUCUGGCAUUUGUCCCUUUCCUCAUUCUUGGAGGUUCUAUGGAAAUGGUUGUAAUGAUGGGAAUACAAGGAAAAUCUAAUAAAAAUUUAGAAGAAGCCGGCAAAAUAUCAACUCAAUGUAUAGAAAAUAUUCGUACAGUCGCUCAAUUAUGUAAAGAGAAGUACUUUAAGAGGGUUUACUACAAUUUCCUUGGAUUGAAUCACAAGAGCAAAAUGAAAAAAAUCCAUUUAAUUGGCUUAGGUUUUGGUCUUAGUCAAUCAGUUUUCUUCUUCGCCUUUGCUGCUUGUUUUACGUUUGGAGCACAUCUCAUUAAGGUAGACGGAGAAAAUUUUCAGAAUGUAUUCAAAGUAUUCUCUGCUGUUGCUUUCGGUGCUCAAGCUAUUGGUGAAGUUGCGUCAUUUGCUCCGAAUUAUGGAAAAGCUAAAGUGGCUGCUGCUAGGCUAUUUAAGCUAUUUGACAGAGUGCCGGGUAUUGAUAGCUUCUCACCAGAUGGCAUGCGACCUAAGGAAACUAACGGUGUUGUUGAAUUCAAGGCUGUUCGAUUUAAUUAUCCAACAAGACCUGAUUUGCCCGUAUUAAGGGGUUUAAAUAUAAAAGUGGAGACCGGUCAAACUUUAGCUUUGGUCGGCAGUAGUGGAUGCGGUAAAAGUACAACAAUUUCCCUACUCGAAAGAUUCUAUAAUCCACUAUCUGGUUCUGUGACUAUAGACGGUUUAGAAAUCAGUUCGCUUAAUAUCGAAUGGGCCAGACAACAAAUGGGUUUAGUCCAACAAGAGCCAAUACUCUUCGAUUGUACAAUUGGUGAAAAUAUAGCUUAUGGGGAUAAUUCGAGAGUAGUUAGUCAGAAUGAAAUUAUAGAAGCUGCUCAAAAGGCGAAUAUUCACAAUUUCAUAUGUUCUCUACCAAAUGUAUGAUAAAAUUUUCAUUUCUAUAAGAUUUUUCAAAUAUUUCUCAAUGUCCUAAAGGGUUACGAAACACCUGUUGGAGAUAAAGGUACUCAAUUGUCAGGUGGCCAAAAGCAGCGCGUGGCUAUAGCUAGAGCCUUAAUUAGAGAUCCAAAAAUAUUAUUGCUUGACGAAGCAACGUCUGCUCUAGAUACCGAAAGUGAAGCGGUUGUACAAGAAGCGUUAGAUAGAGCUCGAGAAGGUCGAACUUGCAUAACAAUCGCUCAUCGCCUUAGUACCAUAAAGAAUGCUGAUGUAAUUGUUGUUAUAUCUGAAGGAAAAGUUUCAGAAAUCGGAACACAUCAAGAGUUAAUGGAUGCACAAAAAUUUUAUUACAAACUUGUACAAACUCAACAGAGACCUCACUAAGAUGACCUUAAUAUUACAAUUCCCUCCAUUUUUCUCUCAUACUUAUAUAUAUAUAUAUAUACUGCAUUAAACAUAUCAGCAAGAAAGCGAUAAUAUAAAAAUUGACGAAUUAAAAACAUUUCUAUAUACUGUUUAUAUUUUUUUAUAUAUUGGAUAAUAAAACAUUUAUAAAAAAAACAUUAUUCACAUAUAUCUUCCCUUUUCAAUGACGUCAUCGUCACUAAAGUGCGAUCACUUUUUUUUAGGUUGUAUUCAUGAAUUAAACAUAAACUGUCUCUGUGUGUGUGUAUGUAUGUUUUUUGUACUUUUAUUAAGUUUACUUUAGCAUUUAAAUAAGAGAGAUAACAAUAUAGUUUUACUAUCCUUAAAUAUCCCGUUUUUUUUCUAGUAAGUAUUGACUGAUUACGGUGUUUCAAAUGCUUAUACUGUUCUCUUAAAAGUUAUAAAAAGUAAUAAAUUUGUAAAAGUUCUUAAAUGGAAGUUGAACAAAUCGAGGUAUUUGAAAACAAGUGAAGAGUUGAUGAAUGAUAUGUAAAGCAGUAUUUACAUUAUAUAUUACUA
Messenger RNA from Dimorphilus gyrociliatus, 4535 nucleotides. NCBI's taxonomy places the organism in Eukaryota, Metazoa, Annelida, Polychaeta, Dinophilidae. The record is from the annotation of a GenBank genome assembly.